GCUUAAUAACCUUAUAAGGUAACGCUUUGAUUUGAGAGAUCACAGAAGCGGGACAAUGGCUUUGACUAUGGAGGAACACAGAGACUCUGUUAUGUCUGAACUGGAGAUACAGAUGAAGAAUGCUUCACCAGAGAAAUGUAUUACAUUAUCCAACAGCUCUCCAUCCGUCAAGAUGUUUUAUGCAUUGAGACUAAGAUUGGAGAAUACCACUGAGGCAUGGCUACGUGAAUACCUAGAGCGAGAUGGCCUGGACAUUAUGCUGAAUUCCUUGUGUGAAAUGACGGGGAGGGGCUUCACCAGUUUCUCAGAUGCUAUUCUUCAGCUGGAUUGUGUGUCCUGUAUCAGGGCCAUUCUCAAUACCAAUGUGGGCUUGGAUUUCAUGGUCAGGCAUGAAUAUUAUACUGCCAAACUUAUCCUGGCAGCUCUGAACAUGAACAAUACCCAUCCAAAGAAGCAAGUGUAUGAGAUUCUGUCUGCGUUGUGUUCAUAUAAUAAAAUGGGAUACAGGAGUGUCAUGAAUGCUCUGGAAACACUGAAAAAAGAGACAGACCAGACCUACAGAUUCAGUGCUGUUGUCAAUGAACUGAAGGCAGCAGAGACUGUCCCUCAUAAGACAGCCAUUCUGACAUUUAUCAAUUGUAUCAUCAACUGUACAUCAGAUCGUCAGGAGAGAAACAGGAUCAGAAACGAGUUUAUUGGACUAAACUUGUUGGACGUGUUGAAUUUUCUGCGCAAAGAGGAAGUAGACAAUGACCUUCAUCUUCAGUUACAGAUCUUCCAUGAGAAGAAGCACGAAGAUGAGGAAGUGUUAAAUGAUCAAAAUGAAGUGGAUUUCAACAGUCCAGAGGAUCUGGUAGAACUCAUACAGUGCAAGAUAUUUGGAACUCCUAAAAUGGUAUCUUUCCUGAAUAUUUUGCAAGAUUUGUUGGCCAUUGAACACAUUUACAGUAAAAACAGUGCUAAGCUUUGGAAACAGAUUGAUAACUUGGUACAUCAGUCAGUCCAUGCUUGCGAGCAAAGCCAACUGCCAGGGUCUAUAGAAACUCCAGCCAUGGAACUGGCCAGUCUCCCUGACCACAUUAACAAAGGAUUACAGUACAUUCAGUCCUACCAAUCAAGACCACAUUCUCUAAAUCCAGACCCUCUCAUGGGAGGUGCUCAGAUGAGUAGGGUCAAUAUACGACAGAUCUCCCAGAGAAACCUGGACCCCUGUAAAUAUGAGAAUGACACUGGUGUAGAACUGACCCAUAAUCGAGAUCCUAGGUACAACAAGUUCAACAAUGUGGUCGACAUGAUAGCUUACAUGGACCAGACUCAGUAUGAUAAUGUGUCGUUCACUGACGAUGGUGCUAAUAUGACAAAUACCCCAACAAAUAAGUCUGCCCUACAGAGGAGAUACAGGAUCAAAAGACCACCCCUCCCACCACCCACCAAGAAAAUGAAGAAUGUCCCUUGGGUCAAAAUUUCAGACGAGGUCAUAGACAAGUACAAAGACUGUUUGUGGGUUGUGUCAGCUGAUAUCAAUGGAAUUACACCAGACUUUGGACAACUGGAGACUAUGUUCCAACAGGGAGAUCAACAGUAUGAGGAGGUCAAUGAAAUAGUGCUUUUGAAUACAACAACCAGACAGAACAUUAACUUGUUUCUGAGUCGAAUGGAGAUUGGUCCCGAAAAACUGAUAGAGAGUCUGGAGAAAGGGAACCCAGAAGUGAUCAGUGUGCCUACACUACAAUAUCUGAUGAAGGUGCUGCCUCAUACCGAUGAGAUAGCAAUGCUACAGAAAUAUGAAGGAAGGAGACUACAGCUGGGAAUGCCGGAGCAGUUUGUGUUGUUACUGGCCGAUAUCCCAGACUACCAGGUCCUCAUAGAGGGUCACCUGACCAAAGCCGAGUCCACCACAAGUCUGGAGAAACUCGAGGACUCACUGAGCUCUCUCAAUGCCCUAUGUAAAGUGGUGCUGGAAAACCAACAGUUCAAGCACUUUCUACACUUCUUGUUGUGUGCUGGGAAUUUUCUGAACUAUGGAUGCUUACAAGGAGAUGCUGCUGGUAUUAAGCUGUCCAGUUUUGAGCGACUGAUGGAGGUGAAGUCGGGGGUUCCCAAUCAGUCCCUAUUACAUCACCUGGUUAAGGCCAUCCAUGACAAAGAUGAUUCCAUGCUCAAAUUCAUCCCAGAGAUGGGGCAACUGGACAAGAUCACACUGUCAACUUUGGUAGAGAUUAAGGAUGAGAUAAACAAGUUUAAUAAACAGCUGAGUAAAUUUAUGAACCACCUGGUCACAGCUAACAUCAAGUUGAGACAAAGGUUCCACAUGUUUAUUGAGGAGGUGAAGCUAGAGCUUUUAACCAUACAAAGUGCUACAAAUCAGCUGAAAACCUUGACCCUGAAAAUGGCAAACUUUUUCUGUGAAGACCAACAGAGUUUUGACCUAGAAGCCACACUUCAGUGCUUGCAUCGCUUCUGUAAACAAGUUAAGCGAUGCCAAAAUGAUAAUGCCACUUUUAACAAACAAAGUCAACUUGCUAAGAAAAAAAAUGACCAGAUUAAAUUCCAUGUAAAGAACAGAUUUAUGGCUUUGGAGUUUGGAAGAGAUGCAGGGGCCAGUUCCUCUAUUCUAGAAGACAAACACAAAGUGUUAGAAAAGAUUUUGGAUGACCUUCACCACGGAAACUUCCAUCCUGUGGUGAAGUCAGAGGUUGUGUCCCCUGACAUCGAUAUCGAAGCUCUGGAGUUCAGUGAAAUCAGCUUCAUUGGCAGUCCCGUCAGCAGACGACCAGUGUCAGAGGUCAUGGACGAGGAUUUCUUGACCCCAACACUUAAACAUGUCAAUAUCAGGACCAGUUCUGCAGCUGACAUACUGUCAGAUGAGCCAAAGUUUGAGCAAGAGCUGAUCACAACAAAAGAAGCUUCCCCAGAAAUAAUGGGAGACCUACCCCUUAUUGCAAAGCGAGUGGAGGAACUGAAGGUCACAGGGAAGAGGCGGAGUCACAGCCGUAGUCGUAGCGACCUAACAGACUCCAUUCUGAUCACGGAGAAGUGGAUGAAGUAUGAGGAGCUGUUGCACCAAGAGUCCAUGCAUGAGGAAGGAGCCGCUCCACUUGCUGAGCCAGAGAGCAUGUGCAACAUAACGUCCCUAAACCUGGAAAAUAAUGGAAAAUCUGUGGACCUAGAAGAUCUGAAGUAUUAUGAGGAGCAGCAAAAGUAUGAUUACGCAGAAAAUAUCUGUUGUGUCCAAGAAGGUCCAGUUCUCAAGAUGCCAACAGAAAAGUUGCAUGUUGGGAACAUGGAGUGCAAACCAAAACCAGAGAGAAAAUCAUCUGUCAGUAAUUUCUUCACCAAGAUUUCAAGGGCGGUACUGAAACCUAGGAAUACGCCAGAGGCUGAGGCGCACAAAGGAAAGAAGGAAAAGUUUGGGAUGUUUGGUAGGAGGAAACCACUGGCAUCUGAUGACAAAGAGAACAUACCUUGUAAAGAAAAUAUAGUUACCACUGCAGAGAAAAGGUUUGCUUCCCGGGAGUACAAGAGAUUUAAGAAUGAGAAAUCUCGAGUUUUGAAACAAGUCAAGUAAAUGGCUUGAUUCUUUUGUUCAGCCACAAAUGUGUUCCAAAUAAUUUUACACUUUGAAGAUUUUUUUUCCACAUUUUUAUUAAUAUUUUUCAUUACAGUAUUUUAAAUGUAUACUUUUGUAUUAUUUGUCUUUUUCCCCUCUUUAGGUUUUUUUUUUUUUUUUUGUCAAUUAAUUUUGUCUCAAAAUAGAAUUUUUUUGUGGUAGUUAGUUGAUCUCUGGCAGAUCUGGAUUUUCUUUGGUUGUGGUAAUGUAGGUAGAAUUAGUCAAUGAUGGUGCAAUAGUGAUGGCUUGUUUUUGCUUAUUACUGUGAUAAAGAUUUUGUGAUACAGAAUUGAUGUAUAUUUAAAUGAUUUAUUGUCAAGCUUUUACAUUUAAGAAAUAGCCUUUUUUGCUUAUUUACAGGGCGUUAAAUAUUAUCUGCAAAUAAAAAAUGGACUUGCCUUUAUAACAAGGGCAUAUACAGGUAAAAUUAUAUUUUCAUAUAUGUCUCUUUUAUUGUAUAAUGUGUUGCUUUGUUGUUUGUUU
Molecule: messenger RNA, 4093 nt
Organism: Saccostrea echinata
Lineage: Eukaryota; Metazoa; Mollusca; Bivalvia; Ostreida; Ostreidae
Product: inverted formin-2-like
Exons: 17
Coding region: 56-3568 (1170 amino acids)
Biological process (GO): actin cytoskeleton organization
Molecular function (GO): actin binding; small GTPase binding
Source: RefSeq, a predicted model, not a curated record